Phragmites australis (common reed) is the source of this 2793-nucleotide messenger RNA. RefSeq names its product pollen-specific leucine-rich repeat extensin-like protein 1. Lineage: Eukaryota; Viridiplantae; Streptophyta; Magnoliopsida; Poales; Poaceae. The record is from RefSeq and is a predicted model, not a curated record. The transcript has a single exon. Bases 403 to 2355 code for a protein of 650 amino acids.
AAAGUGUAGACUAUUAUCAGCAGCAGGAGGAGGUUAAGAGAGCAAUUUAUUAGGGUCAGGUAGUCAAGUGUCCACCGCAUUAGUGAUUAGUGUAGAGUGGCUUGCCUAAUCAUUCCCCAGGCCCCUUGAUAAUAAUCCGAGCAAUCGUACGCGCCUCCGCUUUCUUCCAACCAAAUCAUCGUGUCAUUUCGUGCCACAAAAUAUAACCAAGAGAAGAGAAGAGAAGCAAUCACCCAAAGCAAACCAUCCUCUCUCACCCAAAGCUCGGAUUUGAGAGAGAGAGAGAGAGAGAGAGAGAGAGAGAGAGAGAGAGAGAGAGAGGUGCUUUGCCCUUUUGCCUUUUGGAUUUGCAUCCAGCUGAGCUGCCAAGAACGCGAGCGACCACGACGGGGAGGUGCUCCAAUGGACGGACAGGUCCGGAAUGUUUCUGCCGCAGCUGAUGGCGCGGCGGCGCCCAGUACCAGCAGUGCCACGGCGUCAACCCCCUACUCCAGCGCCGACGCCGACGACACUGCAGCCGCCGGCGGGGCCAAGGUCUGGGUCCUCGUGCUCCUCUUCGCCCUGCUCCUGCUGCCUUUCCUGCCCUCCGCGAUGCGGCGUGGCGGCGGGACUACUUGGGGCGGAGGAGGAAGCGCCGGCGGCGGAGGAUACCGCCGCGGCGGGAUCAACUUCAAGAGCGGAUGGGACGUCGUCAACCUCUGCCUCGUGCUCUUCGCCAUCCUCUGCGGGCUCCUUGGCCGCCGCGGCGGUGCCGGUGACGGCGACGGGGAGACUCCCAGCGCGGCAGCGGCCAAGAACGACCGACAGGUGUCUCCGGCGGCGGUGCCGGCCGCUGAGGCCGUGACGGCGGCGGAGUCGACGAGCGUGGGGGACUGGGAGAGCUAUGGCUCGUUCUCCAGCUACUCCAGCCAGCACCGCAGCCACGUGCACACGGGGAUCCGGCGGAUGAAGAGCAGCAGCUCGUACCCAGAGCUGCGGCUCGGCAGCGACGGCGUGUGGGGCCUCGCGUCGCCGGAGUUGGCGUGGCGGUUCUACGACGACGCCGAGCUGUACCGAACCCGGCGGCCGGAGCGGAACUGGGACGUGGACCCACACGUGAGGACGCCGGAGGUGAAGACGAUCCCCGUGGACACGUUCGUGGAGAGCCGGAGCUCGCCGCCUCAGGAGCCGCGGAGGCGGAGGAGGAGCGCAGAGAGGCUCCCCAAGAUGGCCGAGGUGGAGGAGGAGAGGCCGCAGCGGCGGGAGGCGGCGGUGACGCCGGCGAGGAGCAGGAGGUGGAGCGCGGAGGCGGUGGACGUGAGGCCGGAGCAGGAGGCGCCUCCUCCGCCAGCGCCUCCCCGGCUGCGCAGGCGCAGCGUCGAGAAGCUGCCGAGACCAGAGGAGCUGGAGCAAGAGAUAGUAGUGGAAGAGGUCAGGAACCCGCUGCCGCGGCCAUCUCCGGUCAUGUUCCCCCCUGGAACACCGCCGCCGCCUCCUCCCCCGCCUCCGUCCACGGUGUCGCGCAGCGGCAAGAAGAAGUGGAGCGGCAGCGUGGGCGGCGCCAAGGACCUGGCCUCCGCCAUUGCACUGUUCUACCAGAAGAAACGCAAGAGCAUAAGCAUGAAAACCAAGAGGAGGCCCCAUUACCACCACCAUUCCGACGACCACUACUCGCAGCCGUCGUCCGACGCGUCGGCGAGCCCUGACGCCACUGCGUGCAUCACCAACCGCCCGCCUCCGCCACCGCCGCCUCCCCCGCCCCCGCCGUCCUCCAUCUUCUCGAACCUCUUCAAGAAGGGCGGCAGCAAGAGCCGCCGCAUCCACUCCGUCGCUCCGCCGCACCCGCCACCCCUGCCUCCACCCACUCGCCGAUCCAAGAAACCGCCUCCGUCGCACCCCGCUCCUCCAGCACCACCGCCACCUCCGUCCAGGCCGCGCGCCCACGCGCCCACGCACAUGCACACGCACACUCAGGACCAGCCAUUGUACCCCAGACGCGCCGUCUACUACACCCACUACCCACUCCCGCCGCCGUCGCCGCCGCUGCCUCCGCCUCCUCCUCCGCCGCCGCCGCUGGCGUCGAAAGGGGAGAAGGAGGCCCCUUCUGUCACGGCAUCUCCGGCGCCGGCAUACUGCGCGAGCCCCGACGUGAACGCGAAGGCGGACAGGUUCAUCGAGAGCUUCCGUGAGGGGCUGAAGCUGGAGAAGCUCAACUCGUACCGGGAGAAGUGGCAGAGGCAGAUCCAAGAGGAGGCCACCAUCGAGGUUGAGGAGGAGGGGGAGUUCAUGGUCAUCGGGUCGCUCUUCGGCGACGACGACGAUGACAUCUCCUUGCCGGAGACGCCGGCGACCAAUGCUAUCGCCGUCGGCUUCUAACGACACUGACGUUGAAGGGAAAAAAAUCAAAGAAAAAAAUGAACAAAAAAAUGGCUCUCAAAAAAUGAAAAGAAAAAAAGAUACAACAAAAUAUAUUUUUUCUGCUUGCUAUUCCUGGUUUGUUUACAGUGUUUCUGAAGGACCCUUUUUCACUAAUUUUGGGUAGUUAGGGGAUUGACAAUGAGAUUUGUGUGAGAGGGUGUCAUUGAAGAGGGAGUUUUUCUGUGCUUAUUUUAAAAUGGCCAAAAAGCUCUCUUAGGUGAGGUGAUGUGAAUUUCAUGUGUGUCUGCACUUUGGAGUUUGUAAUAUAUCAUGAGAAAGUAAUUGAGCUUUACCUUUUCUUUGUUUAUUCUUUUAAAAAAGAAAUCCACUACUUUUGUUUGUACGUUUUAGCUUGUCAUCUCCUUGGGAAUUCUUGUACAUGUACAAGUACUUGUA